AUGUUUCUAUCGCCUGGCCACUCUCCACGUCAUCUAUCUUCUCCAUCACCGUCUUCUAACGCCGACGAUGGUCUCCGAUCAACCCCUCGCACCUCCUCCUCUGAGAUCACGCCGCGUAACCCUAGAAAACGGAUGAGAGUCCUCGACGAAGACGCUUACGUGGAAGCGAUCGAGAAGAUCAUCGAGCGCGAUUACUUUCCCGAUAUAACGAAGCUUAAAGACCGUCUCGAUUGGAUCCAGGCGGUUAAAACCCGUGACCCGAUCCAGAUCCGAGAUGCUCAGUUAAAGAUCAUCGAGAGGCGUGGGAGGAAAGCUAAUCCUCGUGUAGGAGAUAAUACAGAGGGUAAGACUCAGACUCCUGGAUCUACUUUCUUGAGAAAUUUCACUCCUCUAGAUGAAUUUGAUGGUAAGACUCCCAGAACUCCUAGAGAAGUAGAAGUAGUUGGAGCUGAUAAUGAUGGAGACGGAGAUGUAGAUGUUAAUAUGUCCUUAGAUGAGUUCUUUAAGAGGUAUACAAGUGAGGAUAACGAAAGCUUUUCGAAGAUUCUUGAGAAGGUUAACAAGAGGAAGAAGGAGAAGUAUAAUUAUCUCCUUGAAGGUGAAAGUGAUAAUAAUAAUAAUCUGAUUGAGGAUGUGAAGAGAGAUAGGAUUACAGAUGGUUACGGUACGUCGUAUCAGCCACCGAGUACUUUAGAAGGAUGGAAAUACACAGCGAAGAAUCUUCUCAUGUACCAUCCAGCUGAUCGCGGCGAGGCGGCGUUAACCGAAGAGGAGAGAGCUGUGAGGUUAGCUGGAUUGACCAAGGAGAUAGCUAAAGGGAACACUCGUUUUCAAGGGAAGAGUAUGGAUUCUAGGCCGAGGGAGGAUGGUUCCGUUGAGAUUCUCUACACUCCUGUUGCGGGUUCUUCGCCGAUGCAUGUUAGGGAUAGGGACAAGUCCAAGAGGUAUGAUUUGGAUGAUUUGAGGAAGACUCCGAAUCCUUUCUAUUUGGAGUCGGAUAAGAGGGCGGAUAAUGGUUAUAGUUUUGUUAGAACGCCGUCUCCUGCGCCUGGUCUUGAUGAGUCACCGUUUAUAACGUGGGGUGAGAUUGAAGGGACGCCGAUGAGGUUAGAUCCUGAGGAUACGCCUAUUGAUAUUGGUGGUAGUGCUGAUGGACCUCAUUACAAUAUUCCAUCUGCGCCUGCGAGAGAUGUGGCGGCUCAUUCUUUAUCAAGGGACGCGUCGCGGAAGAUAAGAGAGAGGUCGAACAGUAUGUUUAAGAAGCCUCCGUUGCCGUCUCCUCAUCGGAGUGGGAGUGCGAGUCCGAAUGUUAGGACGCUUUCACCCGCUGCUCAGAAGUUUUUCAGACGGGCGAUAGGGAAAUCUUCUUCUACUGUUGAUGAGAGUCUUCGUGCAAGUUAUCGUGGAGCCAGUCCUGGUGGUGUGACUCCUAAGAGUGUAAGAAGUGCUUCUAGGUUCGGGAAAGAUAGGCUCACCUCUGGUUCAAGGUCGCCUUGA
This is a messenger RNA of Eruca vesicaria subsp. sativa (arugula), 1497 nucleotides long. The record is from the annotation of a GenBank genome assembly. Lineage: Eukaryota; Viridiplantae; Streptophyta; Magnoliopsida; Brassicales; Brassicaceae.